Messenger RNA from Galleria mellonella (greater wax moth), 962 nucleotides. RefSeq lists its product as uncharacterized. Bases 190 to 882 code for a protein of 230 amino acids. Gene Ontology annotation, cellular component: extracellular region. Gene Ontology annotation, molecular function: hormone activity. Lineage: Eukaryota; Metazoa; Arthropoda; Insecta; Lepidoptera; Pyralidae. The transcript is spliced from 5 exons. The record is from RefSeq and is a predicted model, not a curated record.
CGCGCCGGUAACAGCGUGCACAAAGCCGGCGGACUACGCGCCCAUAGCGCAGCAUCGCGUCACAUCGCUAAAGUGUCGCGGUCUUCUGCUCCGGCGACUAGUUGCAGCCGGCGAGUCUCCCCGUCACGCAUCCACGGCGAACAACAAGCCGCAUCAACUGACCGUUACAAGAGCGUCAGAGAAAAAAGUAUGGUGAUAAACAAAACUAUACAACUAGCGGUGCUCGUGACGGUGCUACUGUGGGAAUUCAAAACAGAAGCUGCCACUACAGCUACCAAAUUCUGUGGCCGCCAGUUGGGAGAAAUCAUGAGCAGAGUCUGCCACGCUUACAAUAGUCCCUCUUGGGAUGUGCCUACUGUGGUGGAACAAACGGGUGCCGUGGUAAGGAGGAAACGGCAAUUAGGCAUAGCAGAUGAAUGUUGCACUAUAGGAUGUACAUGGGAACAACUCAGUAAAUACUGUUCUAUCAGUGCAUAUUCGGAAGCUCCGUUGGACGAAUUAGAAGCGCACAUGAUAGCGGACCGGUCGGCAGAGGAGGAGGAGCAGAGCAGGCCGGACGCGCCGGCGGUGUUGAGCAGCGACAGCGUAGCAAGCGGGAGCGCGAGCACGGCGCUGUCGGCGCGGCGCGAGGUGGGACGCGCUCGGAGUCGCGGGUACGGGCGCGCUCGGGCUCGGGGUCGCCGGUGUUGGUGCCGGCGCAAGCGCCGCUCGGGCCGACGGCGAACCACUCUCAUGGGUAACACGCACCUCGUAAAAAAUGUAGCUCGCGCUGCGCCCGUGGUAGGCACCGUGUCGCCCCUUCUGACUUGGGGCCGGACUCUAAACACUGAUCUGCCAGCAGCAGACGGAGACCGAUACGCGUACAUUGCUGUCUAUACGUAGUUUUUGUUGGCUUGGCAGAGACUUGUUAGGAAGGUAGACUGGCGAAAACCUAGAAAUUUCGUUCCUCCCUAGAUGCAGCC